This is a messenger RNA of Cladocopium goreaui, 3054 nucleotides long. NCBI's taxonomy places the organism in Eukaryota, Dinophyceae, Suessiales, Symbiodiniaceae. The record is from the annotation of a GenBank genome assembly.
ACAGCUGCUGGAUGGUUUAGCUGGGGGUACUGGUGUCGUACCCCUAUUUUGGGACCCCCCCAAUUGUUGUUUCAGUCGAAGGAAGACCUGAAUCGCUGGAGCAGUGUGUCAGCGGUGGAUCUUUUUGAGGCAGUUCUGGCCAUGCUGCAAACGACACUUCGAUCUGCAGGCGCACAGACACUUCCCUGGACCUGGACCAUCUCUGUCGAUACUGCGGAGUCGCGCACUCGCCGCGAGGACCUUCGUGACCUGGAGAACAUGGCCAUUCAGGCUCGUAUGAUGGGAGGAGGAGAAUUUGUGGAUGAAGCAAGGGAACAGGCAGAUGCCGACAGGAAGAAGCAGCGUGAAGAAUGGCUACGAGGUCUAAGGAAGUUGGGACAAGAAGGUUUUUCCAGGAAGGCCCCAGAUGCUGCGGUAGUGCGCGAUGGGCAUCUGCACAUAGGAGAUGUUCGUUGCCCAUUGCGCAAGCCGACUAGGCCGGAGCUGGUUCCACACGUCUCUUUUGUGGACAUCCCGCAGCAGAUGGAGAUUCUGAAGGACAUGCUAUUGGAUUGGUCCUUGGGUCAUCACUUGCUUCUCGUUGGCAAUCAGGGAGUUGGGAAGAACAAACUCACUGACCGCUUGCUCGGUCUGUUGCAGUGUGAGCGCGAGUAUGUCCAACUGCAUCGGGACACCACAUUCCAAAGUUUGACCCUAGCUCCAAGCUUCAAAUCUGGUGUGGUGGUGUGGGAGGAUUCGCCCUUGCUUCGAGCUGUCAAGUAUGGGCGUUGUUUGGUAGUUGAUGAAGCCGAUAAGGCUCCAGUGGAAGUGGUCUGUGUUCUAAAGGCCCUGUCUGAAGAUGGUGAGCUAAGCCUCUCUGAUGGCCGGACCAUCGUAAGACCGGACAGCCCCGCAAAACAUGGAAACGUAGUGCGGAUGUCACCAGAUUUCCGGCUCGUGGUCUUGGCGAAUCGACCAGGAUAUCCAUUUAUGGGUCACGACUUUUUCAAGCUCUGCGGCGAUGUCUUCAGCUGCCACGUGGUCGACAAUCCAGAUAUCGCCAGCGAAGUGGCGCUGCUGCGGAGCGUUGGUCCUGACGUCCCCAAAGACAAAGUGCUGCAGCUCUCUGUCCUCUUUGCCGAAUUGAGAGAGAUGGUGGAGUCGGGUCAAUUGGCCUAUCCCUACUCCACCCGAGAAUUGGUGAAAUUGGUGGCGCAUGCGCAGCGCUUUCCGCGCGAUCCCACGGAGGAGUUGGCUGCCACCGUGUUUGCCUUUGAUCUGGCGGAUCAGAAGAAACGGACGCCACUGCUGGAGGUUCUGCAACGCCAUGGGAUCGCUACCACAGAGGCAGGCAUUCAGCUCCUGGAUGGCUACGGUCCGUCAACCGGAGACAUGCGCCUUCGUUUGGAUGACGGUCGAGACAAGUCCAAGGAUGUGGUCAACCAGGAUAAUCCUGAUGGUCAACGCCCCCCAGAAAUGGCACCUGGAGGUCCGACACACGGAAAGUGGGAUGGACAAGAACACAUUGGAGGCAAUCAAUUUGCAGGGGGAAGUGGUGGCACUGGAACCGCAGGACUGGGUGGCCGCUGGGGGCCCUACCGCCUGGAUGUGGGGCAGAAACUGGUGCAGGUCUCUGAAGAUGCCAAGCAGGGCCUGGAUGAAGCAACGAAGCGCAAGACCCAGGAGAUGGCAGAUGCAGCCUACAGACAGAGGCUGUCUGAGAUGCAGAUGUCCUUGAAGGAAGGUGAAGCAUAUGCCGCUUUGCGGGAGGCGGUUGCUUCUCAAAUUCAGGAAAUGAAGGUUUGCUUGGAAAGCCAAGAAGCCCGUGAACGAGAGCGUCAAUGGCUGAAGCACCAAACUACCGGAGAGUUGGACGAGAAUAGACUUGUGGAUGGUAUCACCGGCUGCAAGACGGUCUACAUGCGCCGCGGCCAACCGGAGGGAUUUGCCUUUGGACGCCAGCAACAUCCCAAGCGGGUCACUUUUGUCAUGGACAUCAGCGGCAGCAUGUACACCUUCAAUCGGAUUGACCGACGCCUUCAGCGCUUGCAAGAAGUAGCCACCUUCAUUUUCGAAAGCUUUGCAGGCUUUGAGGAGAAAUAUGACUACCGCAUGGUGGGACACAGCGGCACUGGACCCGAAGCUGAGCGCUUGGUGGAAUGGUCUAAGCCGCCGCGGACAGACAAGGAGCGCUUGGAAAUAGCCAAGACCAUGGAGGCUCACGCUCAGUUUUGCUAUCCUGGAGACCAUACCUUGGAGGCCACCAUGCGUGCCAUCAUGGAGAUUGGUAGCCAAGAGGCGGAUGAACGUUUGGUGCUGGUGGUAAGCGAUGCAGACUUGCAGAGGUACAAUAUCGACGUGCGGCAAUGGAACCAGAUUUUGCACAGAGAUCCUUCUGUGAAAGGAUAUGUGAUCCUGAUCUCCAACAAUGUGGACGAGGCUGAACGCAUUAAAGCCACAUUGGCACCUGGGCGAGCUCAUAUUUGCGCUGAAACAACGAGUCUCGCUAUCACCUUCAAGCAGAUCUUCAGAGAUAGCAUGUUGCGAGAUCAUUGAAAAGUCUAUUCCAGCAACAACGGUCGGUGAUCAUCAGGUUGAAGAGCCAUGGUGGUGUGUCAUAGCAGCCCGAACCAGGGUCGUCAUCAGAGGAUAGAUUCGUUGUGAAGGCAAUCCAAACUGUGGACACGGUGAUCCGAUGGAAUCCGAUGGAAUCCGAUGGAAUCCGAUGGAACAUGGUGCUCUUCCAGCCGACUGCAAGGCGAUGUGCCAGUGGCCCUUGGAAGUUGUAGAUUCGAUGAGAGAACCUCGACACGAAAGUCAUCGAAAGUCCACCGUGGCGCCAAAGUGUUUGGCUGAGCAACUGAACAGCUAAAUGUAACGGGGGACCUGAGGGCACCUGAAGUCACAUGGAUGACAGCAGAAAAACAGGAGAAGGGCACUCUGAACGCAAAGAUGUGAAGAAGUGCAGGUUACAAUAUGUUCCAGUCGUUUCAGCUUCAAACGCGGCUGCAACAAUUCUUGUUUGGGUCCCCUCUCAGUCAGAUGCUUCACCGGAGCAUGCUGCAGUUUGCAAAA